AAGAAAACAAGUUUUGGCUACACUGCGCUUGUGGGAUAGUUUUUGGAAAUGACACAAAGCAGCACCGGUUCAUUCGGAAUUUCGCCUCUUUAACAAUGGCUGACACCGCGAAGAAAGAGGUUAAGAAACCUGCUCCAGCACCCCCAAAAACAGAGAAGAAAGAAGGAAGUAAGGGAAAAGUAACUUCUAAGAAGCUUCCUGCAGUACCUGAAACUGUCUUAAAAAGCAGAAGAAGGAGAGAUGCAUCUAAAGCUUCUAAGUUGAAGGCACAACUUAAGAAAAAACUUGAGAAGUACAAGAAGAGGAAGUUAAUCUUCAAACGCGCAGAACACUAUAUAAGGGAAUACAGAAAUAAGGAAAGAGAUGAGAUCCGUUUGGCACGGAAAGCCAGGUCUAAGGGUAAUUACUAUGUUCCUGGUGAACCCAAAUUGGCUUUCAUCAUUAGGAUCAGAGGUAUUAAUCAAGUGGCUCCUAAGGUGCGCAAAGUUUUACAGUUAUUCAGGUUAAGGCAGAUCAACAAUGGAGUAUUUAUGAAACUUAACAAGGCCACUAUCAACAUGAUGCGUAUCUGUGAACCCUAUAUCACAUGGGGCUAUCCAAAUCUGAAAAGUGUUCGGGAACUGAUCUAUAAGCGUGGAUUUGCCAAGAUUAAGGGUCAGCGUAUCCCUAUCACUUCAAACGAAAUGAUUGAAAGAAAACUAGGUAAAAGCAAUAUCAUCUGUAUUGAAGAUCUAAUACACGAGAUUUUCACUGUUGGGCCAAAUUUCAAAUAUGCUUCCAACUUCCUCUGGCCAUUUAAGCUAAACACACCAACUGGAGGCUGGCGUAAGAAGACAAAUCAUUAUGUUGAAGGAGGAGACUUUGGUUGCCGGGAAGACAAAAUCAAUGCUCUUCUCAGAAGGAUGGUUUAAGUUUUUAUUUUGUAUAAAGAAAUACUUAUUGUCUAUUUGUUUUUAUUAAAUAAAGUGGACAAUAUCAUUUUUUAUUUAUUGUGUAUA
This is a messenger RNA of Nezara viridula (southern green stink bug), 998 nucleotides long. NCBI's taxonomy places the organism in Eukaryota, Metazoa, Arthropoda, Insecta, Hemiptera, Pentatomidae. The record is from the annotation of a GenBank genome assembly.